AUGCCUAGGAAAGCUUCUGCCAGUCAGAAGGGAAAAGCAGUGGCAGACGAGGGUACCAAUCGGGUGCCACCUGUGAAUGUGGGCCAGAGUGAGUCUCUGAGUGAGGCCCCAUCUCGGACUUCUCAGACUCCGCCCGCUCCAGAGGAGCUUAGAAGGGCUACAGCUACAGCACCUCUAGUCUCUCCACCUUAUGCAUCUGGCCAAAAGAUGCGAGAUGCUAUACAAUUAUUGACUCGGGCUAUUAGUACGCGGGUUCGAGACUUUAUCAAUUUGGAACCUCCAGUGUUUGUUGGAUCUAACCCAGAUGAGUACCCACAGAACUUUAUAGAUAGGAUGCAGAGGACAUUGAAGGUGAUGCAUGCUUCUGACAUUGAGUCAGUAGAGUUGGCAUCUUAUAGAUUGCGGGAUAUCGCUGUUCAGUGGUAUAAGACUUGGGAGCUGUCCAGAGGGGCGAAUGCUUCUCCAGCAGUGUGGCAGGAUUUCUCGGAGGCUUUUCUCCGUCAUUAUUUGCCAAAAGAGACCAGACGGGCUCAAGUUGAUAGAUUUCUAGCCUUACGACAGUGGAAUAUGAGUAUUCAAGAGUACAAUCUUUGUUUUGAUUCAUUGGCCAGGUAUGCUCCCACGAUUGUGGCUGAGAGGGAUGAUCGAAUGUAUCGGUUUGUGAUUGGACUUGGGCCACACUUGAUUAAUGAGUGCAUGACGGCCUCACUUCAGAAGGGUACAGAUAUUUCCCGUAUUUAG
Molecule: messenger RNA, 741 nt
Organism: Lycium barbarum (goji berry)
Lineage: Eukaryota; Viridiplantae; Streptophyta; Magnoliopsida; Solanales; Solanaceae
Exons: 2
Coding region: 1-741 (246 amino acids)
Source: RefSeq, a predicted model, not a curated record